Molecule: messenger RNA, 1681 nt
Organism: Pimephales promelas (fathead minnow)
Lineage: Eukaryota; Metazoa; Chordata; Actinopteri; Cypriniformes; Leuciscidae
Gene: elob
Product: elongin B
Biological process (GO): transcription elongation by RNA polymerase II
Cellular component (GO): elongin complex; VCB complex
Molecular function (GO): protein binding
Source: RefSeq, a predicted model, not a curated record
GAGUUCACGCUGCUCGCGCAAAGACAUCUGGGAUUGUGGAGGUCUGGCUCGGGCGCUUUGAUUUCCGCAGUGCAGCGUGGGAUAGUGGAAGAAGUCAGCGAAACAGCCGUAGAGAAAUGGAUGUCUUUUUGAUGAUCAGACGUCACAAGACAACCAUCUUCACAGAUGCUAAGGAGUCUACCACAGUCUACGAGCUGAAGCGGAUUGUGGAGGGCAUCCUAAAGCGAGCACCAGAGGAUCAGAGGCUUUAUAAGGAGGACAUGCUGCUUGAAGAUAGUAAGACUCUUGGAGACUGUGGCUUCACAAACCAGACAGCCAGGCCUCAGGCUCCGGCCACAGUAGGGCUGGCUUUUCGCAUCAGUGAUGAUGCUUUUGAGCCUCUAAGAAUAGAGGCCUUCUCCAGCCCUCCUGAGCUUCCUGACGUUAUGAAGCCUCAAGACUCGGGCAGCACCGCCAACGAACAAGCCGUGCAGUGAAGAAGGAACCGAUGAGAAAAAGGGUUGGGGGUGGGUGGGGGGUAAGGCGAAGGUAAAGAGUGUCCAAAACAGCGGACAAGCAAAACGUGUGUGUAUUAAGAUGGUGGUGUGUAUCGAGUUACAUAAAGGAGGGGGAAGCAUGAGUGAGAGUGAUCUUGUGUGAUAUUGUAACUUUGCUGAGAAUUUGAUCCGCUCUCCCUGUUACGCCUCACGUCCCAUCAAGCACUAGCAGCUUACUCUCACUGUAUUGUCGCAAACCCUUCCAAUAUUCAGUGUCUGCUCAGUGCUCAUCUACUGGUUAAUCCACCAAUCACGUCCCCUUUGGCGCAGGCACAUUUUGAUUUGGUAAUGUUUUCCUUCAUUUCUGAAUGAAUUGCUCAUUUGUUAGUCACCUGACCAAGGUGGUUAGAUAUCAGAGUGUUUAAACCUGUGCUCCUUAUUUAAUUCACGCAAAUGUUAUGUUUGGAGAGUUAAACAAUUUGUGCUUUUUUGUGUGUUAUGAUCUGUUAGGGCCGGGGUGGGUUUGUGUAAGUGGCUGUGAGGUUUUACAAAUGCCCACUUUACUGAUCGCAUUUACAGUACGCUGUUGUGUGUUAAUGACUAUUGAUAUUAUAAUUAUUCUUAUUUAGAUCCUUCAUAAUUUUAUUGGGGCGCUAAAGGCCUUAGGCUGUAUCGUUUUACGUUACCAACUUAGUGUAAAUGCACAUGGAACUGACUGAACCUCAGAAUGGGCAUGGAUGCCAUCAGGUUAUACCUGCAGAUUAAUUCCCAGCACAUGGUUAUGGUGAAUUCUGACAUACAGUGGUUUCAUUGUAAAUACAUUUUUCCACAUGCAUUGUUGCUUCUUGAAGUGUUUUGCAUUUCUUUACAAUUUUGUGUUUGAGUUAGUAUCUGCUUGUUUCUUUUUGAGGUUUUGUUUGGAAGCUUAAGUAUUGACGUUUAAUUCCCUGAUUUUGAAUUUAAAUCAAAGGGGAGUGUAAAUGCUAGUGAGCUUUUUUUUCUUUUGUGUGUGUGUGGAAUUUUAAUUGGAAAGAAUCAACUAAAAUGUAAAGAUCAAUAAGAAUGAAGCCUUUGGGCAUAGUUGCUUGAACAAGUGAAUGUUUUAAAUUUAACACAAAUGCUGACAUUGUGUUCAUCCCAAAAAACAGACGCUCCUAAUGUUUUUGCGAAGUCACCUUUAUCCUUCUCAGUGCUCUUGCAAAAAA